AUGGACGACCCGGCACAGACCACCGCUCCACCCCCGUCCCCCCACCUUCUCAUCGCUGCGGCGUUGAGUGACCCAGGCCAUGACAUCCUUCUUGCCGAUAAUGCUGACACGCUGGUAUACAUUGACCCUCCGUCCUUCAAGUCCACCGGGCACUUGCAGCCUGAAUCUCCCUCAUGCAUCCCCCACCGUGUCAACAGCCAGAACCUCUUGAGAACAGAGUCCCUCGACCUCACCAGGCCUUUUGAGGCAAGGAAACUAGCUCCCACGAUCAAGCGUCGCGGGCUGGCGGGCGUGCUCCCGAGCGGAAUCAGAUAUGUCGUUGACCUCACUCCUCCCUCGGAAGGUGAUGAGGCCGUGACUUUUACCACAGAACUUUCGUGUCCGCUGGGUAUCAGGACCUGGGCUCGUUCGAAGGAGCGGUGGGGACUGCCCGAGCACUGCGUCGGUGGGACAGAUGAAAAUGAGGAGGGUGGCAGUCAAUCAGCCCUUCCGGCUGAGUAUUCGGGCUCCCGUCAUCGAAGGGGUAUUGUGGAUAUACUCAAGGUUUUGCAUUAUAUCAACCCCUGCCUGGAUACUCCCUGCAAGAUGUGGACGUACUUCGCGUUGGCCAAAGUGCUCGGUAUUGCUACACACUCUGAGAUCAACGUUCACAUCUUGACUUGGGUAUACGAUCCGGACAAUACGAAGUUCAUCGAACUGCAUCCUGAGGUCGCAUAUCGCAUCGCUUGUGGCAUUCAGUGUGAGCGGAUGUGCCAAGAUGCAUUCAGCAUCCUUGUCGGGGAGGAGGCUUUGCUCCGUCUGGCCGAUGCGGGCAAAGAGCCUAGACUCCAGUGGCCAUCUCGGACGAUACAUGGUCGGCCUCGCGAGCCGUUGGAGGAUGGAGAUCGCCAGCGGGUGGAAUAUGCAAGCCAUAGCCUUUUGGAUCGUGUGAUCGACCGGUUCCUCGAGCUUGCGGGCGCUGAUAUGCUCUGGUUCUCACAAAUAACGGCGUAUCACAGUAUUCAGGCACACACCCACACAUGCUAUGACUGUGAACAUGCGGCAAACCUGGUGAACACCCUGAAACAAUACAUCAGGGGACACAUCUUCACGGUCUUGGCCGUCAACGCAGGUACAGCGGUGACCGGCAAACUGAGCAAGAAAGUCGUUGCCGACGACUCCUAUCCGACUCAAGACUUCGUAGACGCCUGCAACAGUAUGAGCCUGCCAGAGCGUAUAAUGACCUACAGCUUUUGGAAAGGCCUCGUGGUGAUCGACGACGUCAGCCACCGCUUGUUCAACCCAGGACCAGAGCUCGGAAUUCGCACACUGGCCGACGUAGGAAGUCCCUUGGCUUCUUUCCUCGCCCAGGGCUCUGCAGAGAUCGGGAAUGUCGAUUUGUCGGAUUUGCUCCUCAGAGCCAACCAGUACAACAGGCACGUGGAUCCUAUGAGCCCCAGGUUUGGUUUCCGCACGAUCGCGAUGGAGUGCAUUAUCGAAGCACGAACUAAUACGGGCGUGUUAGGCCCACUGACGUGGCAGCAUCUGGCGAGCAUCUUCAAUCCCCAGGACUUCAUUGACCAGGCGCGCUCAUACAUAGCCGUCGUUGCGGAGCAAAUGAUACAGGCCAUCAGACCGGACGCCAGUUUCUCCAUCACGGACACCCUCACUUGCCUCGUGGACAGCGAGAUCCAGUUCCUCCCUUUGUGGGCCGGAGGCAACGAGGAUGGGACAGGGGGCGUGUACACCGACCAAGGCAUGGCUGAACUCGACACAUGCGGGUUCUCCAUGUUCCAACCGGCAGUACCCACGGGACAUACUGUUCCCUCGUCAAUAUCUUUUCCCGGUGCCGAUACUUCCAUGUACGAAAGCACCGUCCAAGGCGCCUCGCACAGGGCCACCGCCAGCCAUUUGACAGACGUCAUGUCCGUAGCCUCUGAAGCUUUCUCUGCCUUUUCUGAAGAUCUGUCUGAGCAGGUGGACAACAUCGUCCCCUGUGUAGACCAGGAUGCUGGAACGUUAUCUACUUCAUCUGGAAAGCAGCCUGAACAGGCAGAUGAGGACGAGUUCUGCGUGAACAUGGACUCAUCCGCGGACGAUGAGCUAGAGGACUAUUUCGAUACCGAUAGCGACGACGAUGACGGCGGCACUGCGAUGGUGGAUUCUUCGGGCGCAAUUGAUGCUCUCGAGGAUGUUGCUGCGGGCCUUGAGCGUAUUGAUUUGGGGGACGUAGAGGCUGUUUCCGACUAGUCGGUUUGGGGUAUCUAGAUGGUCCUUACAUCUCAAUGACUGAUGUGGCUCCUGGUUUCUAUCAUGCUGGUAACUCCACACUUGGGAGUAGAACCGAGGCUAGAAGUCAACUGUUCGCAUAGACAUCCA
Molecule: messenger RNA, 2358 nt
Organism: Aspergillus heteromorphus CBS 117.55
Lineage: Eukaryota; Fungi; Ascomycota; Eurotiomycetes; Eurotiales; Aspergillaceae
Exons: 2
Coding region: 1-2229 (742 amino acids)
Source: RefSeq, a predicted model, not a curated record